GAGGGGCGGGGCGUGGGCGGCGAGGCGGCUGCAGACGGGCGUCCGUCCUCCUGGCUCCCCCCUCCUCUCUUGGCUUCGCCCGCCAGGGGUGGCUGCGGAGGGAGGGAGGGAGGGGCGUCGGUCCGUGAGGGCGGCAGCGAUGCUCUCCGCUCCGCGGCGCCGGCGGUGUGGGGCGGGCCCGUCGGGUCCUUGAGGCGGCGCCGAGAGACACCUUCCGCAGCCCCGCCGCCGCCGCCACCAUGCCGUGCACCUGCGGGAACUGGCGGCGCUGGAUCCGGCCUCUGGUGGCCACGGUCUACGUCGUGGGGCUGCUGCUGGCCGUGCCGCUCUGCGUGUGGGAGCUGCAGAAGCUGGAGGUGAGGGCGGAGCGGCGGAGAGAGGCGGCCCAGGGGCGCCUCCGGGGUGGGAGUGGGGGGAAGAGGGGCAAACGCAGACCCCGCUCCCUCGGGUCUCCCACACGCGCUCGGCUUUGCUGGCAGCCUUAACGCCGCCCCGCGUUCACUUCCCGGAGCGCGCUUCUUCCGCGCACAACAUGGAACGUGCGUCAUGUGGGAAUGCGCUUGGCGCUCUAGGCUUAGGAGGGACACGCAAAAGAAACAACGGACGGGGCUUGAGGUGAAUGUGUCACGUGCCCCCCCUGCUCUCCAUCCCGAUGGUUGCUGGCCCUGAGGGAUGAUGAUGAUGAAUCACCCGCCAUUGUAGGCCCCAGCUGCCCAUCCAAGAUAAAGCCAGACGUGUCACCGUGGGCAUUAUUCUAGGUAUGUUUGGCAAGCAUCCUUUCAGAAAGGAAAAAGAGAACCUCCAGCAAGUUUUGCCUGGUUCGGAGGUGAGGUCAAGAAAGAGGGUCGUUCUAACAAUUGUUUUCUCAAAAGUUAUCUUCUGCACCGUGGAAAUAAAUAACAACAGUGAUUAAAAUGAGAAAGAAAAAAGAAAGAGGAUUGACACAUCCUCUCAAAACUCUGCAGCCCAACUUGCUUCUGGAAGGGCAUAUGUAUCCUAGGUUCAUCUUGGGUUGCGGAGCUCAAGUAAGAAUGGUUAGCUUGCUUGACCCCAGGUAACCUAAAUGUGAUGUUUGCUACAUAGGGAGCAAGUAAGAGGAAGUCCAGAAAUGCAGAUAUCUACAUAAAUACUCCUCAUCUGGAGCUGUUGCGAAGGCCAGCACCCUAUAGUGAGACAGCAAGUGGAGAGGACUAGAGUGUCAGCAGGUGAAGGGGAUUUCUCUCGUCUGUAUGAUGUACUAAAGAUUACAACAAAUUCAGGUUUUCAUGGGGGUAGGCGGUGCCACAUAGAAAGAUGCUAUAUUCAUGUUUUUAGUUCAUUACCAUCCCACUCAGAGCAGUUCAUACGAGGCUAAAGGAGUUUAUGAAAACACACAAACAGCUGAACAGGAUUCAUCUUUCAAAAACAGGAUUCAAAACCAGCAACCAAACAGUAGCUCCCACGCUUAAAGAACAAUUUGUUCCAUAGUGCAUGGACAAGUUGGGGGGGGGAGGUAGUUAGAAGGAGUAACUUAAAGCAAAUCCAGAAGCCAGGGGUGUGUAUACUCCUGUCUUCCAUUUCCGGAAUCUCUCACAAGAGGGACUUACUUGACGUAAGAUCAUUAUGACAGGGAAGAGUUUAAUCCAAAGAGACAGGCAGGUAAAUGGUGCAUUUGCCUGUUAAUGGACAUCAUUUGGUUGGUGUGGGUCUUACUCUGAGCUAGACAAUGUAGUGCUCUCCAGAUGUUUUGGACUACAUCUCUCAUCAUCCUUUGCCAUUGGUCAAGCUGGCUGGGACUGAUGGGAGUUGUAGUCUGGAAAUCUGGAGGGCACCACAUUGUCUAACUUGUGGCACUAAGUGAUGGAUGCAAAGUGAUGUCUUCUGCAAAUGAAAGAAUACAGAAUAAUGACUCUCAACACCUUCAAUCUACAUGUGAGUUAUGGUAAUUCCUGUCUUCACCUUUGCUAGUCCAUGUGGACCAGCACUUAAGUAAAACACACCUGUGCUAGUACCCCUUCCCUGUACCUAUUCCACAAGACAUUCUUUGAAUCUCUGUGCUCCCGCCUUCCCCUUUAGCAUUUCCAUAUUUAAAGUAGGCAGCUACCAGGGAAUCCCUGUUACUCUUAUGUGAGGCUUGGAAUUUGCAGUGUUUAAUUAAUCGUUUAGUGAACUAUUGCAGAUAUUUCUGUGCCUUAAAAUAACUAGGUUGCUCACAGGCUGGAUCUGUAAUUAUAAAGGUUUCUGGUGAUGCUAUCUAUUCCCAAUCAUCUGUUGCUUAGACAGAAAGGUAGUUUAUAAAGAAGAAACAGGCUCUAAGUUUCUUUAUGUACCCUGUCCUUGUAGCUGCUUUACAUGACACAAGGAAAAAUGUCUCCUCACAGUUAAAUGUUUACAGUAAGGUUUAAGAAGAUGCAUACAUAAAACACACACUAAAAUAUGCACUCUAAUGUUGCAUAUUAGAGCUGCCCAUUGCAAACAAGAUGGUAUACAUGUAUUUUCCCUUCAAGUUUAACUACCAAGAAGUGUGUUAUGGAAGAUCUGGACCUGGUUCUUGGCGUUUAGCAGUAUGUGUAUUACUAACUUAAAUCUUAGUAUAGAAGUGAGGGAAUGCUGCAAGUUGCUCUUCUAAGUGUUCCUAACUUGAUUCUUGGUUAGAACUGUGUGUGUUAGAUAUUUGGAUCUAAAAGAAGUUGUAGCAGCUGUUGUAGCUAACCACACUUUAAAUUUUGAGUCUAAUGAUGGUUCAGUUGCAAAAAUACUAUAUGUCUUAAUUAUUAACGCAUGUUCUGUUCUUGGAAGAGAAGAGCCAUUAAAUAUAGUACUGCUGCUUCAGAGAAAGUGAUUUAUGGACUGCUUUAUCGGUUUUACUGUCAUUGUUUCUCAAAUUUCCUACUGUAAUUUCUUGUGCUUGUGCUCUUAUUUUUCGUGUUGUUCAAGGUUGGAAUCCAUACCAAGGCAUGGUUUAUUGCUGGGAUAUUUUUAUUGAUGACCAUACCAAUAUCUCUUUGGGGAAUAUUGCAGCAUUUAGUUCAUUAUACUCAACCUGAAUUACAGAAACCAAUAAUAAGGUAACCUAUCAUAUAUGCUUCUGCUGGUUAUUCCAUAUUAGCAAUACAAACACUUGGUUAAUUGCAAAUGUGUUUUCUUAUGACAGGAUUCUAUGGAUGGUGCCAAUUUACAGCCUAGACAGCGUAAGUAUUUUUUCUGAUUAUUGAAUUCUUGCUCUAGAAACCAGUUGAAUAAUCUAAUGCACUUCUCAUACAACCUUUUUGUAAAAUUGUAACCUCAUUUCCAUUAAGGUUUCCUGGCAGAAGCCCAGGUGUGUGUGAUUGAGGCAUUUGUUAAUAUGUUGCUUUUCUGGAGUUUCAUCCACUAAGUCAUACUCUGUGUUGAUGGUUUGAAGCAUGUUGAUUUCAGUGGGUCUACUCUGAGAAUGGUUAAGUCAAGUACAGUCAUACCUCAUGUUACAUUUGCUUCAUGUUACGUUUUUUCAGGUUGCAUCCUGCGACGACCCGGAAGUACCAGAAAGGGUUACUUCCGGAUUUCGUUGCGCUUGCAUGUGCAGUAGCGCCAAAUCGCGCUUCGUGCAUGCGCACAAGCUCCAAAUCGCGCCACGCACCUGUGCAGAUAUGGCGCUUCAGGUUGCGGGCUUUUCACGUUGCAAACGGGCCUACGGAAUGGAUCCCGUUCGCAACCAGAGGUACCACUGUACAACUCACUGAGCAUUAAUUCACUGGAAAAUAAGACUUAAUGCAACUGAAAGUAGACAUGUACAUAUUUGUAUCUAAUGUGAACCAUAAGGCCUAUAUACAGAGAAUGUUGCUUCUCUGUUUUGCAGAGUACUAGCUCAUUGUUUACUUUGUAUUGUAACACUGCUUGCCUUGUUUGCAACAGCAAAUACAGGCUCUAAAGGAUAUCUUGGGAAGUACAUCCCAUUUAUUUCAAUUGGACUUAAUUUAGUUAAACCAUAGGUUUAAUGAGCUAUAAGCCUUUGAGCUAUAAGCCUUUCUUAAUUAUUAAAUGUUUAACUGCAGCACAGAGUUCUGUAAAUUAUUUAUUUAAUUUUUAUGCUGGCAAACAAUAAUAUUUCGAAAGAAAAUGUAAUAGAAUGGAAUCUCAGUGUAAACUGCAGUGCGUGUGUGUCUAAUCUAAUGUCUUCUUCUUUGAUAGUGGAUAGCAUUGAAAUAUCCCAGUAUUGCAAUAUAUGUGGAUACUUGUAGAGAAUGCUAUGAAGCGUAUGUCAUCUAUAACUUCAUGGUCUUCCUUUCAAAUUACCUGACCAAUCGGUAUCCAAAUCUAGUGUUAAUCCUAGAAGCCAAAGAUCAGCAAAGGCAUCUACCACCAUUGUGUUGCUGUCCACCAUGGGCUAUGGGAGAGUGAGUACAUCAUACCGUUCUUUUUUCAAAGCUUAUGUUCCUGUCAUUAUGCAUAUUACCUCUUGGAUUCGUUUAAGAUUUAACACACUUUUUUUGCUAUAUGUGGCACUAGUUUCCAUUGAUGCUCCAAAGAGUUCUUGAAAAACACAUUUUUAAAAAAUACUUCGGGAAAUUGUUUCCUGAAAAUAGGACUUGUUUGUGAAUCAAAAGGAUUUGUUUUUCCCAGAAGCAGUUGGUAGCUUCAUUGACUGCUCUAAAAGAAUGAGUGAAUGCUGUAGGGUAGUACUGUACAGCAGUUAGAUUUCAGGGAUUGACGCUCACUUAGCUUCUCCCCCUGACUUGUAGUAGCUUUCUGUGGGGGCUGCUGCUUUCUCUAUUCCAGAAUGCAGCAGGAUGGAGAAUUCACCUUUGUAGUGCCAUCAUAUGGCAGCCUGCCUUGGGAAGGAACAAAAUGACCCAAGUUUCCUGGUUGGUGCAGUCUCUCUCCCAGCAAGGUAGCCUUCCAAUGAUGAUUAACGUCUGGACUCUUUGAUUGAAAGGACACAACAGGAUAUGAAGAAAUAAGACAGAAUGUCUUGACUACAAUUAAGAUGAAGGUUUUGCCAAAGUUUCUAUUCUAGUUUUAACCCUUCCAAUAAAAGGUGUGCAGUUGAAAUUCAAGAAUUGUAACAAGUUUAUUUGAAACUAUAAAUGCCAAAAGUUAAUGUGUAUUAUGCAGCGGUGUCUUUGAAAGGUGAGAUACUAUCAACAUAUUUUGAUAAAUAGCAGCAUACAGCUCAUUGAAUAUCUAUGUGAUGGUUAGAACUUAAAAGUAAUAAUUAUUAGUUGGGCAGGGAUGUAGCCAUCCUGUUACCUUGCUGGAUCUGGCUGCAAAACAGUAUCUCUGCAAUUUGUAUAGGAUACUGAUAAGAUAGAACUCUACAGGUGCCCAUGUUUUUCCACAUGUUAGAGCUGUAGAAGUGGGAAAAUAUAUUGAAAUAAUGUAAGAUAAAGUAUUAGAAAUAUUCCCGUAUGAAAUGGUGAUUCUUAAAUCCGUCAGUUAUAGUUUAGUCUAUAAAGAUGCUGCAAGAAGAAAAUGUCUAGGAUGCAGUAUUAACUAUGACUUAACAUUUUAAAAGUGUUUUGACUGAAAAGCACAAUGGUAUGUGAAUGUUAGGAUAUUCUUGCUAACAGUUGUAUUUAACUCUGCAAGUUUUUUUCCAGAAGAUGUUACAUAAAGAGUUUCAGCUAUAUUCUGAGUUAGUAUUUGUGAUGUACAGGAACUUUGUUGUGUGAAAUGAUAGUUCUGGAUGCUAAUAUUUACAGUAAAAGUAGAAUAUAUGGUUGUCUGUGUUGCAGCUUUGAAUGAACUGAUCUGACUGUGUCUCUUUUAUAGGGUGCUGUUGUUCAGGUGCAAGCUUGGUGUUUUGCAGUAUACAGUGGUCAGACCGUUCACCACUAUUAUUGCUUUGUAAGUAUGAAGAAAUAUUUUAGCCUCAAAAUGCUAUAUAUAGAUGUAUCACUUUGCUAGUGAGGUGAGGUGAGAAUAUUCUCUGCUAGAAAAUUCUCCGGAGAAUAUUCUCCACAAACUGUAAAUUCUAAUGUAAGAACCAGUUUUACAACCCACAUUAAAAAAAUCUAGUAAAUAAUAAGUCAAGCUGUGAUAUUGCCAGUGUAAGUAAUGAAUAAUGGUUUUUUUGAUCCAGUUAUAUUACUGGGCAUUGUGUCAUUCACCAUUGGCAGUUCUGAAAUGUGAGCUACAGAAAACAUUUUUAAGUUUUUUUAGUUUUAAAAAUGCUAUUCAUUUAAUUUGAUGAACAUUUGAAUUUGUAUGUAUUUCAACUAUAUGUAAUAACCUUUUUUUCUAUUUUGGUGUGACCUUAUUCUUAGCAAUUUUAUACACUUGGCCAUACAGUGUGAUUUUUUUUUUAUUUUUUUUUUUACAGAAAGGAGCUUUAAUGCUUUAUACACUUAAAGUACCUAGGCCUAUAUAAUUAUGUGUAACAGCAUGUGAGGUGACCUUGAUUUAAACAGUUGACAUUUCUAUAUUUUUAUUUAGUGCCAGUAACUGGUGUUUGCAGUGCCAUUCAGUGGUACACAGUGCCAUUUACCAGAGAUUGACAUACGGAAAUAUAUUAUCGUAUCAUGAUAAUAUAUUUAAUGUUAAUGGCUUCUUUUUUAUAUGUAUGCAUAUAGUUUUGUUUAUCAAGCUGUGUUUUAGUCACAUGCAUAUAGUUAUUAAGUGUUAGAGCUAUUAGAAGCACAAGAUAGCCUAUUACUGAAUUUACUUGAAUUUUCAAUUUCAAGUUUGGUGCAAAAAAUCAAAGAAAGUGAAUUCACUGCAUUGCCCCAUUGAAUAAAAGUAUCUGUACAGUUUUUGGUUGCCAUCUGAACAAGUUUACCCAUGAAUAAACAUGUAUAUUAACUAAUUAUCCCAGGUCGCAAGGUGAUUAGAUUGAUCUCAACUAGGGCCAGGGCCUUUUCAGUACUGGCCCCAACUUGGUGGAACGCUCUGUCACAAGAGACUAGGACCCUGUGGGACUUGACAUUUUUCCACAGGGCCUGCAAGACAGAGCUGUUCCGCCUGGCCUUUGAUUUGGAUUCAGUCUGACUGUUAUGUUUCCCUCCCCUUAUGGUCUUGAUUUAUAGGCUACUUUUAAAAUGAGCCUGCAUUUUAAAUUGCAUUUUAACCUGUAUUUUAAAUUGGUCCCUCCCCCAUUAUGUUUUUACUGUGAUUUUAUUGGUGUUAGCUGCCAUGAGCCCGGCUCCGGCCGGGGAGGGUGGGGUAUAAAUAAAAAAGUAUUAUUAUUAUUAUUAUUAUUAUUAUUAUUAUUAUAUUUUAAACAAAAAUUCUCUAAUAUCUAAUUAAUCAAGAAUAUUAAUCAAGAAUUUAACAUCACUACUUUGCUCUUCUUUUCACUCUUUUUUUGGUUUGGAUAGCUGUGCUGUUACACCGGUCUCUGUCUUCUAACCUUAAAGACAAUUGCUCAUGUAGACAAUCAACUAUAAACUUUUUCUAAAGUGGAGCUUAAGUAAUCUAAAAGAUGGUGUUUCCUCCCAUGCUUUACUAUGCAUAACCAUCCCCAAAGUAAUUUUUCUCUAAUACAGUAAUUUAUAUUAAUCAGGUUUUAAUUCUUUGAGUGAUAUCCAAUUGUUGUGUCCCUCUUGUACAAAAAUGACUUCUCUUCCUGCUGCAUAUCCAUAAGGUCUACCAAAGUUUGUUCUUGGCUUACCGCUCAUGGUAUGUUUGGCAGAAACAAACUGUUGUCCGGGUUCAGAUAACAUGCCAGACUCUGGCUUUUUUAAUCUGCAUUGUAGCAGCAACGGGAGGAUAACUGUGGGAACUUCAGAGCAGCAUGCACUAGUGCACUGCUUGUUCACAUUAACCCAUAGUUAGUUUUAGAUGAUGGUUUAACACGACAUUUGAACUGGACAAUUGACUAGAAUAGGACUCCUGUGCGGAGGAUUGCAACCAUAGCUCCUGAAUUUUCUGAGCAAUGUUUUGUAUUAAACUCUUUCAGAAUAUGUGAACUGGUUGGUGUAUACGAUGAAGGAAACUUUAGCUUCAAAAAUGCUUGGACCUAUUUGGUUUUUUUCAACAAUAUCUCCCAGCUUGUGAGUAACAGAAUUUGAGUUUUCUUUCUCUUUGGAGUGAUAUUUAAGUGUUUUAUUUUUUUAAAAUUAAAGAUCUUAACAAUUGUGGUAUGCAGAACAUAUUUUUUAUUAGGUGCUUUUAUUUUUACAUACAUUACACAUAGAAAAUUAAGAUUAUAUGAGAACUAAUCCUUAACUUUGGUUCUAAAUAUGGUGCUAUGGAUUUUAUUGUGUUAUUGUACAUCUAUUUAAUCGGUUUUAGAGGCUGCCCUGAGGACUCUGAAAGGUGGGGUGAUACUGCUUUAUAUUUAUAUCCCAUCUAUUUUCCAUCAUGAAACCCACAGUGAUAUACAUGUGGUUCCCUAGUGGUUACCCAUCCAGGCACUGAUCAGACUAAGAUGUGCUUAGCUUCAGCAAAGUGGUGGCUGCCUUCUCUUUGCAGAAAGAAACAGAGAAAUAUACUUGGGAAUAAAGGAAGCUUAUGGCAGCAGCAUUCUGGGGUUUCAGACAGGUGUCCUUCCCAGGUCUAGAUGGAGAAGUCAGUGAUUAUACCUGUGAUCUUACGCAUGCUAUGCAUGUGCUUUGGCACUCAGCUUUGACCGCCUAGCCCAUAGAUGUUUUUAAACGUUUGGAACAAGAAUUGAAUUGGCUUGAUAUGUUGCAGGGGAUUAUUGGUAUGAUGAAAUGUAGGAGUUCUGUGUGUUCCCACUGCAAAUUGCUAAACAUUUCUAUCCCUCUGUUUUAGUUUGCCAUGUACUGCCUUGUGUUGUUCUAUAAAGUACUGCGGGAAGAACUAAACCCAAUCAAACCCGUAGGGAAAUUUCUGUGUGUAAAGAUGGUGGUUUUUGUUUCUUUUUGGUAAGUGGAGUGUUGUAAGCUUUUUUGUGUAAAACCUGUUAUGCACAUGUCUAAAUGCAUAUGGAUACUUAAGUGUUUGUCAGAAAACAAAUAGUAGUAUAAUAAGUCUUGUUUCUAUUUUUAUUUAAAUUGCUUACCAGCACAAUCCUGUUCAUGUUUACUUGGAAGUAAAUCUCUUUGGGGCUUACUUCCAAAUAAGUGUGUGCAUUUAUAGUCACCUUUAUCAUUCCCAGGGAGCUCAAUAUGAUGUGCGUGGUUCUCCCCCUCCCAAUUUUAUCCUUCCAACUACCCUGUGAGGUAGGCUAGGCUGUGAGACACUAACUGGCCCAAGGUCACUCAGUGAGCAGAGAUUUGAACCCUGGGUUUCUGGAUCCUAGUUUGACACUCUAAACACUGCACCAUAUUGACUCUCUAUAGCAAACUGGAUUCACCUAUGCAAGGUGUUGUACAAGUGUGAAAAGACCAGCCUUCUUCUGUGUUUAAAAUUGCCGUGGUGUUUUUUUUAAAAAAGUUUUGUGUUUAAAAACAUUUUCAUGCAACUUCAAAAUAGCUAAGGGUACAACCAAAGUUUUAGCUCUCUUUUAUCUAAUUCAUUUUAAAGUUGUAGCACAGAUUUCCAGUUUAUGCUGAAACCUUUUUCCAUACUGACAGAUCAUCUUUGAUCUCUUUCCAGAGACACCUCUUAGCCUAGCACUAGUUUGCGUGGAAGUUCCUUUUUUGUGGGUGAUGCACAUUCACUGUUCCUGUGUGAGCAUAAUGGCCACAGGGCUUGCAAGUUCAUAUUUCUAGCAUUUUAUUGAUCUGCUUUGUGAUCUUAGUAUCUUUCACAGAUUGUUUGUGUUUUUUCUAACCUUACAAUAAAAGCUCACUAGGACUUUAGACCAAAACCUGCCUCUCAGCUGUGUAGCUUCUGUGUGGUGAUAACCCAAUCUCUUCUAAGAAUGUCAAUUUUGUAUAGGCAAGCAGCACUUAUUGCAUUGUUGGUGAAAGUCGGUGUUAUCUCUGAAACACACACAUGGGAAUGGAAAAGUGUUGAAGCAGUGGCAACUGGUCUACAGGUAAGUUGGAACUGCUGUUGUAAACAUAAGCCUUCCAGCGCCCCACAUCCUUUGGAAUAGAUAAAAGGGGCAGAUUGGUCUUUGAAGCAAAAGCAUUAUGGAUACAUGUAGCUACUUUUUUCACUGAGAGUGAGCAAUAGUUAUCAGGUAACUAGCCUACCAGCUCCAUUGAUCAAACUGUCCUACAACUCAUAUCUGUAAAUAUGCAGGUAAAUUUAAGCGCUUAAAACUAGUUUUCUAACGGUGUGACUAGUACACUCGUAAUAGCUAUGCUAUCUGCAUUGGCCUGCAUGAGCGCAGUCCUUUCAGUAUCAUGUUUUGCUAUUUGUCUUCUCUACUAGGUGCGAGAAGGCAGUAUUUACUCUAAAUUAAAUAUUUAGUUGGUUGCCUGGGGCUUGCUUUCCUAAUUUAACCAAAGUACGAGAAUAGACUUGGCUGAUGGUCCCACUAUAUGUUUAAGCUGGUGUAAAACACAGGAAGUUUCUGGAAUACUAUUAUUCCAUAAAAGGUAGUUUGUGGUUAAUUGGCCUUCAAGUAAGUCUAAAGGAGCUGCUGCGAGGAAUAUAUUAUAUGGUUGCAUAUGUGGGGCUGAAUAGAACUGAAUUUGGAUUCUUUUGUUUCAGGAUUUUAUUAUCUGCGUGGAGAUGUUCUUUGCUGCAAUUGCUCAUCACUACAGUUUUUCCUACAAACCUUAUGUGCAGCAAGCUGAAGAAGGAUCAUGCUUUGAUUCUUUUCUUGCAAUGUGGGAUAUUUCUGAUAUCAGGGCAGAUGUAACUGAACAAGUUCGCAAUGUUGGUAAGUGAAAAGGAUAAAAAUGCAGCCCUAGGGAAAAACUGAUGUAAACAUUUGAGUUUUCUGAAGAUGCCACAUGAGCUGUAUUGCUAGGUCAUUUUUCUAUUAACUGCAGUGCCAGACCCAUGAGAAUAAUUUGUUUUUAAAUACCUUCCUUUUAGGAAGAACAGUUUUUGGUCAGCCAAGGAAAAUGUUUUUUGGUGAAGAUUAUGAACAGAAUGAACAUACAAGUUUGCUGUCAUCAUCCACCCAGGAUCCAAUUUCUACUGCUUCUUCAAUACCAUCAUCACCUGUGGGACACUAUCAAGGGUUUGGGCAUACGUUGACUCCAACAAUGCCUCCUGAACCAAUAUCUGAUGUCUUGUGUAAAUCAGCAGAAGAGAGUGAGAAUCCUCCAACAGAGAAGCCUCUGGAUGAAAGUUAGACAACUCUUUUCUCAAAUGUUUUGGGAUUUGCCUGGAUGAUGCUCCUAUGUUUGUUUUUUUGGCCUUGGGGACCUCAUUCUUCCCAGAAGAAUGGCAGCUGCACCAAGCAGCACAUAAAACAAAACAGAUAAUGGAAUUUAAUUUUAAAUGAGGAAUUUAUGAACUAUCACUGAAAGAGCCUAUUGGUGCCAGACAUAUAAUUAAAUUAUUACAGUAGGUUGAGUAGCCAAUGCUGCUUGGUUCAAAAACCUGCCUCUGUAAUUGGAGUGAGGUAGAUAGUUCGUGAUGUUGACUCUCCUCUCAAAGUAAUUGCACCAUCCCAGAAUACCGUUUCAUCAGCAUGCCAGAAUUGCUGCUGAGCUGCUGGAGACCUUAGCUGGAGCAGUAAAUGAAAUCAUUCUUUUAACAAUACUGGCAUAUAUGUCUCACAGUCCAGUUAACCAGAAGUUCCUGGAUUUGAGCAUUAUAUGCUGCAUUGGCUCUAAAUUUUGUUGUUAAUGUAUUAAGUGUAUCUUGGCCUUUCACAUACUGGAAGUUGCUCGGAGGGUAGUAAUUUACUACUGCUUCCUGUUAGCACAGAGAUUACCACUAGAGCAACAGAACUCCUCUCUACACCCUCCCCAGAUGUGUCACAGAGGAUUGAAGAAACAGAUUUAGGGGAUGCACGGGGUGAGGUGGGGAAUUCCUGUUGUUUGUGGUAGUUCUUGUGCUAAUAGAACUACUUGAUGCUAAACUGAAUACAACUCGGAGUCUAAAGGCAUUCUAAUUAGGGAGUUAAAAUGAAACAAGGCUUUUUAUUGAAAAACUGAUCAGUGUUCCUGUAUUUUUGUCUCAAAACUCAUAGGAUUACCAAUGGUUCGUCAAUUGAUCUGUGCUCCUCUUAUCACGCGGAUACCAUUUUAAUGCCUACUAUUCUUGAAUUUAUAGUAUAUUUGCCUUCCAAAAAUGUAUCUAGAAUCAAGUAAGCUUUGAAAUACUAAUACAGAAUGUAACAACUUACUGUUUUAAGGACUUGCACAUCUGGUCAACAAAAGGGACUUGUUACCCAUUCUCACAUUUGUAUCUGCAUUGCAUGCUUGCUGUCUUACCUUCAUAUAAAAUGCUGCAGCAAGGUUUACAUUAAGUGGCAUCUUCAGAGAGAACUCAAGCUAUUUUUAGCAUUCAGGUGCCCUUUACAGGAAUUGAGUUUUUAACUGUUUUGUGGCUGCUACGGUGAACUCAUCCUACAAGUGCUUUUGCAGUACUAGUGUGUUAUGUAAAUACUUGGCCUUAUUCACUAGGCUGCAUAUUUUAUGGAUAAAUUUGGUGUGUCCUUAAAGUGGUUAAAGGGCAAAUCAUUGCCUUUAUUGUACAUAAUCAAAUAAAAUUUUAUUAACUCUUACUUUGCACUCCUUCACUGUUGAGAUGAACGAAUAAUACUCUUGAGCUCCUUUCCAUAGUAUUUUUUUUAAUGGUUAACUAUUGACUCUGAUGGGAGAGGCAUCUCAACCCCCCCCCCGCCAUGCCUAGAUCACACAAAUCAAGGGAAGACCAAAAGAUAAUGCUCACCAAUAGUUUAGUUCCUAUGUCUAAUUUCAAAGGAGCAAAUAUUCUCUUGAGUGUAAACAAUGCCUUCCUUAACCACAGGUGGAUUUACUUUAGGAAGAAAGGGCAAAGACUAGGCUAUAGAGGUACAUUGUCUUUUAGCAAUUAGAAUUUUCUGGUGCUUCCCAGUCUUGCUUUUCAUCCUGUGGUUUGUUGCCAUUUGGGAAUACUACCUGUAAGCUUGAUUUAGGCAUCUUCUUAACAGUGAACAUGGGCUUCAGCAAAAGGAUGGUGGGGUAAUCUGUGGUGAGCCAUUUUUGGCUCCUUCGAGGAGGUGGUAUCUUCCCUCCAAGUUUAUUAAUAGUAACUUAACCAACUAUGCAUUAAUGGCUGUCCCAGGAGUGGGGCCGGGAACAUUAAAACUAAACUGAUUCAUGCUUCUUGCCUCUUCCUAACGUUUGUUUAUGGUGCCUUGUUUCUGGUUGACUAGCUACUGCAGCUCCAGCAGUUUGGAGCUGCAGGCUAGGGUUAUUCUGUGUGCCUUUUCUUUCCCCACUGCCCUUUUUUGGUCUGGUAACUUCCACUCUGGGGCGUUGUUAAUUUUUCUCCAUGUCUUCUUUGUUUUCCUCUUGUCCUUUUCUCCCUAUCUCAUUUCAGUCUUUCCAGGGCUGUUCCUUCUUUAUAUUCAUUACUCGUCUUUCUGCUUUGUGUGACCGCUAUUGGUUAGCCAGCUGCUUGUUAGAUGGACACUGCUUUCAUACUGCAGUCACUGCAAGUGAUGCUACUUCAGUGCUCCCAGCACAGGGGAAAGGAAGUUCAUGCUGGCCAAGAUACUUCGGUAGACAGUAGUAACAUCUGUGUGACUAUGGUAUUUUACAUGCAGAGACAGAACUACAUCCCAUGAUUUAAAAGAAGCUGUUUGUCUUCUAGAUCACAAUUAGAUACAGCCAAACCAUACCUAAAAUAUUUUUCUUACCCAUUAAGGAUUUUUCAUCCUUCCUGAAACUAGUGUUACUGGAUCUGUUAUCUGCUAGUUUUCACAAAAAAAUGUUUAGCAUGUUGCAAUUCAUGUUUAGGCAUUUAUAACAAAAAGGUUCUCACCACUACCACCUCUCAAGACACUACUUGUUUCUGUAACUGAAAAAUCUGUUUUUCUAUGGAAGUGUAUGAGUAGUCUAUCUGUACAAUACUGGUACUCCUCAGCAAAUUCAUUUUUACUCUAUUAACCUUCAAAGUGAGAUGUGAACAGGCAUGUUGUGGCAUUCCAUUUCUUUUUACUUUUUAUACUCAAAUUCAUAUAGUUCUCCAAAAGGCAAGUAAGAAUACAAAUAUUAAGUUAUUCAGCAUUGUAGACAUCUUACACAGACUUCUAGGCAGAAAUGCAUGCUUUCUCCACUCUUUAUGGUCCAUGGCUUUAUUGCUAAACAGUUGUGCUGAAUUUCACAAUAGUUCAGUCGAUAUUUAGACCUUCAAACAGACUCAAAAGUGUGACCCUAAGACAUGAUUAACUUAAGUAUAAAUAACUAAGCUACUGUAGGCUUUUUAAAACAGUAAAAACACUGUAGCUGAUGGCAGUUCACUGUUUUACUGUAAUGCUAACGUUACUGUUGUGAUACUGAACAUUGAGCACAAGUUCAUCUCCUGCUUGAACUUGAAUGGGCUUAUCUAACACAAUAGCAGCUUGUUUCCAGUGGGAUGACUUGCUUGAUGUAUCUAAAACAGUGUCUUCAUCGAGGUACACGUGAUACCAAAAUGGAAUACCAGUCACGUGACCUGCUUUACAAACUUCAACCUACAAAAGUAAGAUUUUAUGUUACUAUAUAGCAAUCAACUUUCUUCCCACAAUACAACAACAACAAAAAUUUGUAUUCUUUAAAUUCAAGCUUGCUUGAGGAAGAUUUCUCUAUUGCCAAUUUGCAUCAUGCUUUUUCGGACACCCAAGAGUUUAUCUUCAGUGAUUUUGUGUAUCAGUUUUACGAGAGGGCUAGGGAAGAUAGGGUUAGCCGCUCUGGUGCUUCCAAUAUGUUUUAAAUGACUACUCCCAUCCCUGACUAGUGCCCAUAUUGUCUAGGAGUGAUGGAAGGUGGAGGGCAAAAUGUUAGCUCUCUGCAUAGUACAAUCCCAGUGUAUCUCUAGGUUUCAGAUACACUGCCCACCAUAAUUUCUCUUGAGAAGAUGAAUGGCCCAUGUUCAUUUGGUAAUUGGUAUCCCAGCUAGAAUGCAAUAAGACUUAAUUCUAACUGCAGGCAGUAAACUCCACACAAACCAGAACCAAAUGAACAAGAAUAGAAAUGGUAUGAUUUCUUCCUCUAAUGUGAUUUUCUGCUUUAAAAGGGGGUAAUGUUUUAGGGAAGUACUAAUAUCAAAAGUAUCAAGCACAGAACAUCUCAGUUACUUGUGCAAUUCCAUAAAUGCAAGAUUGACACUAAAGAAUGACAGAGUAAUAAACUAAAGAAUGC
Messenger RNA from Podarcis lilfordi (Lilford's wall lizard), 15044 nucleotides. The record is from the annotation of a GenBank genome assembly. Lineage: Eukaryota; Metazoa; Chordata; Lepidosauria; Squamata; Lacertidae.